AGCGCGCGUGUAGGGGUAUGUGGAGCUGAUCAGCGCGCCCCGAGAUGGCGAAGCGAAGCCCGAUUCCGUCCGGAUGUUACGGUGAACCACGCAAGUACGACCCGACAUUCAGAGGACCGGUCCAUAACAGAGGCUGUACGGAUGUGCUGUGCUGCGUUCUCUUCACCGCUGUUAUUUUCGGUUACGUUGCCCUUGGCACAGUGGCUUGGAUUCACGGCGACCCCAGGAAAGUCAUCCAUCCCACCGACAGCACAGGACACUUCUGUGGACAAAAGAACACAACCAACAUGAACAAACCCAUCCUGUUCUACUUUAACAUCCUGAAAUGUGCAAGUCCUGCGGUUCUUAUAAACCUGCAAUGUCCAACCACUCAGAUGUGUGUUUCGGAGUGUCCGGACCACUUCGCCACCUACGCGGACGUGCAGCUCCAGUACGCCUUCGACAGGAGUCACUGGGAGUAUUACAGGCAGUUCUGCAAACCGGGCUUCAACAACCCAAAGAAGCCCAUAGCACAUGUCCUGCGUGAUGAAGACUGUCCGUCAGUGAUCGUGCCCAGCAAGCCACUCCUGCAGAGAUGCUUCCCUGAUUUUAUGACCAGGAACGGAACCCUGACGGUCGCAAACAGAACUGCGUUUAAGGACUCGCUGGAUGCUGCACGCAGCGUAACGGAACUCCGAGAUGCAGCCAAUGUUAUAACAGGAAUGCUGGAGGCUAAGCAGCUGGGUAUGAAGAUAGUGGAGGACUACGCCAGUUCCUGGGCCUGGAUUGUAAUAGGACUGGUCAUAGCGAUGGUCAUCAGUCUGAUCUUUAUUCUUCUCCUGCGCUUCACCGCCGGCUUCCUGCUCUGGUUCAUCAUUAUUGCCGUCGUCCUGCUCAUCACCUACGGAAUCUGGCACUGUUACUGGGAGUUUACCCUUUUGGAAGAAGCUCCUGGAUCAAACGUCUCGCUCUCAGAUGUCGGUUUUCAGGCGGAUCUUCACGUUUACCUGAAGCUCAGUCAGACGUGGCUCAUCUUCCUGGUGUCCCUGGUAUUGACUGAAAUAAUCGUAGUUCUGACGCUGAUCGUUCUGAGGAAGCGAGUACGCAUCGCCAUCGGCCUGCUGAAAGAGGGGAGCAGGGCCGUCAGCUACGUCACGUGCGCUUUAUUCUACCCGGUCGUGACCUUCGUUCUGCUGGCUGCGUGCAUCUCGUACUGGGCUGUUACGGCUGUAUUUCUGGCGUCCUCCGGUGAAGCUGUGUACAAAGUUAUGUCGGCACGGCCCAGCUGCAGGUACGCCAACCACACCUGCCAUCCAGAGACCUUUAACAGGACCAACAUCACUCAGAAGUGCCCGGGUGCCCAGUGUCUCUUCGCCUGGUACGGAGGCGAGAGCGUUUACCAUCGCCACGUCUUCCUCCUGCAGCUCUGUAAUCUGCUGGUCUUCCUGUGGUUGGUUAAUUUCACCAUGGCGUUGGGUCAGUGUACGCUCGCCGGGGCCUUCGCCUCGUACUACUGGGCCAGGAGGAAACCUGCCGAUAUCCCAGCAUGCCCUGUUUUCUCAUCCUUUUUCCGGGCUGUACGGUAUCACACGGGGUCUCUCGCUUUCGGGUCGCUGAUCUUAGCCGUCGUACAGGUCAUCAGGAUAAUCCUGGAAUAUCUGGACCACAGACUUAAAGGAUCUCAUAACGUCCUCGCACGGUUCCUGCUCUGCUGCCUGAAAUGCUGUUUUUGGUGCCUGGAGCGCUUCAUCCGCUUCAUGAACAGAAACGCCUACAUCAUGAUUGCGAUCUACGGGAAGAGCUUCUGCACUUCGGCUCGCGAGGCUUUCUUCCUCCUGAUGAGGAACGUAGUGAGAGUCACGGUCGUGGACAGGGUUACGGAUUUGCUGCUCCUCUUGGGGAAACUCCUGGUGACGGGAAGUGUAGGUCUUCUCGCUUUCUUUUUCUUCACACACAGAAUCCCCUUCAUUCAGGAAGAACCUCCAGUCCUGAAUAACUACUGGGUUCCUCUGCUGACGGUGGUGUUCGGGUCCUACCUCAUCGCUCACGGUUUCUUCAGCGUCUAUGCCAUGUGUGUGGAUACCCUCUUCCUGUGUUUCUGUGAGGAUCUGGAGCGGAAUGACGGCACCCCUGCAAAACCGUUCCUCACGUCCGGCGGGUUGCACAGAAUUCUGGGAGGUGUUGAGCGCAGCCCCAAAAGAACACGGACUCAUACAGAAUAGCUUUGCCGUUUCUGGACGAUGGUGCAUGCUUUAGGGUCGUGUACUGUAGCUCGAGCUGCACUUUAACUGUGAGAACCUCCACCAGGGCAGAACGAAGGUGCUACGCUCUCCUGACCUCCUACGAGAAACGUUCAGCCAACGUUUUCUCCUCUUGCUGCCUUAUUCUGAUGCGUCUGGACGUUUAUGGAAUAAAAAAUGGACCAGGACAUGUUUCAGCUUCCCUGACCUCUGCUACAGUCAGUAAUUGUUUGGUUCUGUUCAUUACAGAAUCACACGCUGUGUUUUUAUGCACGGUAGCACAAAGGUCUUACCAAAAUAACCACAAUAACCUUUAUAUUAUUUUAUUUUAAUAUUGUUUUAAUAGUGAACAUUAUUUAACCAGAGUUUGUCUGACGUCCCGUUUCUUAAAAUAGAAGGCUUCUCUCAAGACUUUCAACCAUAUCUGUGGGAAUCUGUGCUUGUUCAGUAUGGAUGGGCACUGAUGUCGGUAGAGAUACCUCAGCUGGAGCUUUUUUUGACUUUUGAUCACUUUUUCCACCUAAAUUGACAUCCUAGUGGAGCAAUUCUUGAGUUAUAUUAUUUGUUUAUAUUAAUAAUGGAACUCUUGGUGUUCAGUUGUUGUUAUCUAUGUUGUUAUCUAUCUAUGUUCACUUUUGUUUGGUUGAAAGCCCAAGUUCUUCCUUUUUUUAUGGCUUUUUAAGCUUAAUGUCACAGUCUCACAGGAGGAUGUUAAAGCCAUUCAAUCCAUUUCUACUAGAAGGUGGAGGUUUUCAGUGCUACAACUUUUAUUGUUGAAUAAAAUCUCAUUUGUAUGAUUGUAAACAGGGAUUUACUGCAUUUGUAUAUUUUGUACUUAAAGAAAAACUUUUGUCAAGGUUUUUUCUAAUAAAAAUGGCAAAAU
Messenger RNA from Trichomycterus rosablanca, 3102 nucleotides. It is a transcript of the gene slc44a5a, whose product is annotated as solute carrier family 44 member 5a. Gene Ontology annotation, molecular function: transmembrane transporter activity. The record is from RefSeq and is a predicted model, not a curated record. Lineage: Eukaryota; Metazoa; Chordata; Actinopteri; Siluriformes; Trichomycteridae. The transcript is spliced from 22 exons. Gene Ontology annotation, biological process: transmembrane transport. Bases 45 to 2201 code for a protein of 718 amino acids.